GCAUCAUUUUCCUCCUCUCAUUCGUGUCCGAGCUGACAAACGUGAUAGUCGAGCAAAAAUUUCGUGAUCGAAGUGCGCGAAGGAACUUUUAAUCUGUGCCGCGAGGCUCUGGAAAAGUGCAAUGAUGUUUCGUGUUGUUUAGGAAAGAAGGAGGAAGCAGAGUAAGCAAAUUGCUGAGCUGGUUGUGGAAGAACAGCUAACUACACUAGUGAGUGGAAUAGAGAUUUGAAGUGUGUGGGGACUGGAUUCUGCAUAGACGAUAAAGUUUAAAGAAAGUGAAAAGGAAAAUUGGCGCUUUAUUGCACAUUGAUUGGAGUUGGAAGCCGGUAGAAGAACAACGAGCAUUGAGCAUAGACAGUGCGUAUAAGAUCUCGUCGAAAUGACCGACUCGUCUGUCGCGAUGGAGGAUGGCUCCGAUCAGGAACUCAGCCGCCACUCCCAUCACCAGCAGCAGUCAGAAUCAGGCGAUAAUCUUCAUGUCGGCAGCAAUCGCCUCCCUAACGGCAUUGUUCCCAUUCUCAGCGAUAGCAACGAAGUGGCCGUCCUACGGGAUGAGAACAGCCGUCUGUUGACCACACUGCUGGAGUACAAAAAGAUGCUGGACACAACCAAGCUCCGUUACGGCACCGUGAAGCGUGAAUUCUACGCAGCCAAGAAACGCUUGAAGCGAAUGGCUGAGAAACUGCAGAACGGUAUUGGGACGAGUUCUGGUCCAACUGCACAUCCGAUUGAUGGCAGUGAGAGUGGUGGAAGUACCCCGAUGCAGCAGCAUCCAACGCAAAAUGCUACGGCUGAUGAUGAAAUUCGCAAAAAAUGGAAGGAACCGAACCUGAAGGCGGCAAUAAAGUUGAAGGCCGCCAUCGGGGUACAGUCCUAUCAGUCGCUGAUUCGCGACGGUGAACUGCAGCUGCCCAGUUUGCGAACCAUUUCGCGCUACGUCGAUGCGUUGAAGAAGGCCGGACUGAAGCCAAACUACGAUUUCAACGUGCGUGACUCGGACACCGUGGGGAACAUGUUUGUGGUCGAGGAGGACGGCGAGGACAGCGGGGACGUGGACCACAACAGCAACCAGCAGGGAAAGACACUGUUGCAGCAGCAGCUGCAACGGCCACAACUAUCGCGGGACGUUUCCGACGCGGAGGACCCCGUUAAUUGCACUGCCAUACCCGACAUUAGCUACUUCCGUGGCAAAAUGGAGCACGACGAUCUGGACGACGAUCUCGAUGAAGACCAAGGCUCCGAACUUUACCACAACGGUGCUGCAGCAGGUGGCCUUGGUGACCUCCCAAACGGGGACAACUAUCCACGUCACCCGAACCAGCACACCUACCAGCAGCAAACGCUUACCGUGGCCCACAUCGAGUUCCUCAAGUCGAUGACCGGCUUCCGGAAGAAGUGGACCCCGUUCGAGCUGCGCACCUGUAUGGACAUCCGGCGAAUCAUCGGCAGCAAGGAGUACGAUUCGCUGCGGAAGAACGACGGUAUGCCACUGCCCAGCGCCAAGACGCUUCGAAAGUACAAACACACGGUCCAUCUGGACGGAGUAGACGUGAUGAGCCGCAAGAGAAGCUACCGGGAGAUGGUCGAAGGUCUAGUCACCAAUGGGCACGAACCGGGCGCUGUGAACGGCGGGAUGUCCGGUUAUGGCGACGACGUGGACGAUAUCCUGAACGCGGAAGAACCGGACGGGUACUUUGACAUCAACAACCUGAGCGAGGAACAGAUUGACUUUUUGCAGUCGCUAUCGGGCAACACAAAGGGUUUCUCCGACUACGAGCUGCAGAAAACCUUGGAGCUCAAGAACGAACUGGGCGGCAGCAACUACGAAAUCCUCCGGAAACAAGAAUGCCUUCACAUUCCAACGCUGGUGAUGCUGAAAAAGUACGAACACGACAACGGCCUGGAAGAUUUGUCGGCGAUGGUGGCCGCGGACGUGGACGAUGAUGACGACCAAGAACCAGAGCAAGAACCCGAGCAGGACUACGAUCACGAACUGCAGGUCAUGGAGCGCUUUGCCGGGGACAUGAACGGAACCGGUGAAGAUUCUCACAUGGGUGUCUUCGAGCAUCAUUCCAUCUUCGAUAAGGACGUCGCGGCGUUCGACAUGAGCAAAUUGUCCCAGCAGCACGUCGAAUUCCUCAACACACUGCCCGAGAAUCCGAAACGGUGGACGCAGCACAUGAUAAACUCUGCGCUCAGCAUCAAGAACGAAAUCGGCACCCGCGAUUACGAGCUUCUUCGAAGGCAGGGCAUUCCCCUACCGGCAGCGCGGACACUUCGCCGACACAAAGACAUCCGGAGUCGAUUGAAGGAGGAGUAUUCGGACGUGGUUUAAGUGUUAGAGAGCCAGUAGGAUCGUUUACUUUUUAACCCCCUUGUUUUUAGUUAGGUACCUGUAUUAUAGCGUUUAGAUCUGUGCAAAUAGGGUCUCGUUUUGUGUAAAUAGUCGUCGCGAGGUCAGUUGUCAGUGUUGAGGAAUAAAUGGCGCCAAAAAUUAUGCGAAAGCAAUGUCAAACUUUACGUUACGGCUAGAGAUAAGGGAUUUUGUUUUUUUCAGUAGAAGAGUUGAAGAAAACUGUUCGAAGGAAGUUCAUGAAAUUAAUUCCAUUUUGAAUAGCACAGUGUGCGGUUUCGUCGUAUCAACCACGAGAGUCUUGUAACAUGUACAUAAGUAACAUGCAUAAAUCUGAUGAGAUGUGUAAAAAUACUUACGGAGCGAAUGAAAUAAAUUUAUCUAUUUGAAUAUGA
Molecule: messenger RNA, 2748 nt
Organism: Aedes aegypti (yellow fever mosquito)
Lineage: Eukaryota; Metazoa; Arthropoda; Insecta; Diptera; Culicidae
Exons: 4
Coding region: 380-2335 (651 amino acids)
Source: RefSeq, a predicted model, not a curated record